AUGUCGCAGCCCUCGGGGGAGAGUUUCUACCGUAACCUUGGCCAACCUCGCGAUGCUCCUGUACCCGAUUACCCGCAAGUACCCGGUGAUGGCGCUCAUCCCGAACCCGGGGGCACAGGAGACAACCGGCCCUCUCGUGAUGAUCAUGGCGGGAAUCCUACGGCUCCCUCUCAGGAGUCUCAGCCUGACCCCUGGGGAGCCCGAGGCCAGGGACACGAUGACUCGUGGUGGAACUGGAGUAGCAAGCAGCAUAGCUGGUGGGGCUACUCAUGGGGCGAUGGUAGUCGAUGGGGUUCCGCUUGGGAGCCUCAAUCUCGAGACUACGGACGACGAUGGAGUCAAGAUGAAACUUGGGGAACCGGCUCUACCGAGUCGGGAUCUGCGGCUGGCUGCCAGGGGAAUGGCAGUGUGAGCGACGAACGACAGCAUGCUAAAGACGACUCAGUUCCUCCUCCGGCACACAACGGAGGAGAUCCUCAACGCGACCUCGGAGGACUUCCGGAUGGAUGGAAACCGACUGCCCUGCCGAGCGAUCUCCGAGGGAACGCCCGCAACGGGCUCUCCGAAGGCGGGCGAGGUCCGUCAGAGAAAAUGGUGGUGCCCUCCUUCUCGGGCACGGCGGACGCUGGGGAUGAGAACCUGGGCCAGACGGCGAGAUCUUAUCUUCGCCAGAUUGCGGCCUGGAGACGUAUGACACGUCUCGCCCCAGAGGCCCAGGGGCUCACUUACCUCAUCUCCUGGGUGAAGGACAGGUACCUGGACGUCGAGAUCACCCAGGUGGGGCGGUGUCUUUCGGAUUUCUUCCGGAAGUUGAGAAGGAAGCCUGGACAGUCCGUGAGAGACUAUCUCUCGGACUUCGACAGAAGUCUCGCUCGCCUGAACGAGGUGGGCUGCAUCCUCCCGGACCUGGCAGCAGCAUGGGUGCUGGUGGAUCGUAUGGGCCUCGAGGAGAGUGCGGAGCUGAACUUACUGGCUUCAGUGGGGAAUGUUUACAAUCUCAAGUUGCUCCAGCAGGCUUCGAUUGUGCAGGACCGCACAUUGAGGAAGCCCUGGGAAAACUCCUCCCACGGACGGCCAUGGAACAAGAAGGUGCAGUCGGCGAUGAUGGCUGGAUCCUACGACGAGGAGGAAGCGGACGACUUCGGCGAGGAGGCUACUGGGGAGGAAGCGGACAACGGAGUCCCGGAAGCCGUCGCUUCCGAGCUCUACGAGGCCUACGUCACGCACGAGACCGCGCGCCAGAAGUACCGGGACACCCUCAAACUUCGUGGCUCUGAUCCGGAUGGGAUGCGCGAGGCUAUGCACCAGAAGCUCCAGGCGGCUAAGCAGAGGUCGUUCUGCUCGGCGUGCAAACGGCGAGGACAUUGGCACAAAGAUCCACAAUGCCCCUUGAACCAAGGCAAGACCGCAUCCUCGAUGCAUCCCUCUUCCACAGGUGGGACUACGGGAUCUGGGUCGGGGCCAUCCUCUCCUGAGAAGAUUCCCAAGGUGAACUUCCCGUGCCACGUUGUCCAUGUGACCUGGGAUCUGAAUCAGUCUGCCGAGGCUUCGUCGCUCCUCGGGAUCACCGACACGGCUUGCAGCAAGAGCGUUGCGGGGGUCCCUUGGGUCGAGUCCUACCUCAAUGAGGCCCGGAAGAUCGGGUUCAGGCCCCCUUUUCUGGAGGCUAAGGAAUCCUUCAAGUUCGGAGCCUCCCGGGUGUUCGAGGCCCUCUACAGCAUCGUCCUGACGUUUGACAUUGGGGGCCGCCCGAUUAUGGUGCGCAUCUCCGUGGUCAAUGGGGAUGUUCCUCUGCUCCUGUCGCGCCCGGUCCUUGGGAAGCUUGGGAUGGUUCUGGAUGUUGAUCGUAACACUGCAGACUUUCGUGAGCUACGUGUUCAGGAGCUUCAAUUGGUGAUCACUGACACUGGGCAUCCAGCGGUGCCUGUCAAGCCGAUCUAUGUAGACUCUACCCUCGCCCAAGGAGGUGAUUGGAAUGGGCCCGAAGUGAAGAUCCUCUCCGAGCGUGCGCAAUAUACAGUGUUUGCUCUAGAGACGGUCUGUGUCAACAAUUCCGAUAUUCAUGAUGAAGCCCCUGAAUCCAACGAGGUUCCCAACAUUCCUCAGCCCCGUACGUCUACAGAGGGUCCCCUGCAGAUCACCUACAAUACACCAAGGACAAUCCCGAGGCCCCGGAACGAGAACGCCAAGGACGAACCAUCGAUCUUCUACCCUAAGAAACUCGGUGUCGCUGUGAAAGGGAUGCUGCUCGCAGACAAGCUCAGAGCACAGAGGCCAUCUCGUGUAAGACCCAUCGUGAGUAUCAUCCUGUACACGGAGGCUGGCGCGACCCCGAGGACGAUACAUCUCUCCCGUUGCUUUGGGUCGGAAGAUCAGUUUUUAGCCGUGCUCGAAUGUAGAGCAACCACGACCUUUCGAAAUUCGAAAGCUCCCAUGGCUUCGCGCUCGGCUCCAUUGCUGACCGCGCCCACCGUGACGAAGCAGAAGACGCUGUGGGAGCUGACCAAGGACGAGCUCAUCGCCGAGGCCCAAGCCAGGCACCUCCAGUACCACCCGAAGUGGACCGCUGCCGAGAUCCGCCAAGUGAUUCAGGAAGAUCGCGAGAGGGUUUCCGGACCAACGGCAGUGGGACCGCCUCCGGCCCUCAGCAAGAUGACCUUGGAGCAGCUCAAGACUGCGGUGACGGAGGCUGGACUGAGCUACCCCGAGCGGACGAACAAGGCCUCUCUCAUGCGGAUCCUCAGGGACAACGGCGGGAUGGGAGCGCAAACGAUCCUGUCCUUCGGCAGGUUCAAAGGAUGUAUGUACCAGGAGACAGCUCCCAGCUACAGAGUUUGGGCCAUGAACGAAACCGACGCCAACCCUGGGGCCCAGGAGGACUUGAAGAUGUUCGCAGCUUGGUGCCGCAGGGAUCAGGACUCCAAGAGGACGGCUUCCGCCCCCGUGACGAUGGCGGGCUACGUGGACUCCGAGGAGACAGCGACCGUGCCUUACACGCCGGACCCGUUCGAGCAGUGGGACAUGGUGGGAUCGAGGACGGAGGCCGAUAACCUCAUCGGCGUCAUCGACCUCGGGGAUGGACCAGGGAUUGCCCCCUCGGCAUUGAUCGGGGAACGCCCCGGGCCCGGACACCAAGAUGGAGCCGAGAUCUACUACGACUGCGACGGCGGAAGCGACAAGGAGAAUGGAGAGAUGAGGCAGCCCCCUACGAAGUACGAGCUGGAUCCCAUCGAGAUGAACACCUUCGGGGGCGACGAUCUCCGGGACAGUCCCGGGAUAGCAGGCGUUCGGACAACUACACGAAGGAGCAGCAGUGUGAAUGGAGCCCCAGGUGAUCACGGUGAUGUCAGUCAUGUCAUUUCCCCGACGAAGUACCAGCAUGAUCCCGUCGAGAUGAACACCACCGGGGGCCCCAUUAAGUUUAACUUCGGUGAUCUUGGCUUUGAGGACGACUACGAGGCCGCUAUCAACGGAAGUCAGGACUUCGUCGAGGCGUAUCACGCCAAAACCAUCAGGGCCGACAGCGAUGCCGUGAAGGUCAGUGGCGCAGAGUUCGAUUGCGAGAACCUUGCUAAGGACCUGUAUCAUUCUCGGGCUUUUGGAUGCGGUGAUCUUCUACGGCUUUUCGAGAAGCUCCCCAUGAAGGUCACCAAGCGCCACCGAGAGAUCAAUGCGGACGCCGACUGCAAGGUCAGGUCUUUCCUCGGAGGGAUGUGGACACACGGAGGACUUCGAGGACUUUCUCAUCAGUCUCGGCGACUUCCCUGGACGGUCAAGUACGUCAAUAAAGCUAUGAGGGAGUUGUCCUAUGGAGCCUGGGGUGACUCUGUCCCUGUGUGGACGUCCUUCAUCAUCACCCAGAACAUGCAGACCAAGCUCCACAAGGACGUCCACAAUCUCCUUGGAAGCCAAGUCCUCACCAUGUCCCUCGGCGAGUUUGAGAAUGGACGUCUUUGGAUUGAAGAUCUGCCUGGAGAGUCACAAGGGGAAGCUACUUUCAGUGACAACAAGAACCACAACCUCCACGGCAACCUGAUCGAUACGAAGGAGAAGCCCUACGUCUUUGACCCCAAGCGACGGCACGCCACUGGAGCCUGGAGUGGAGAGCGAUGGUGCAUCUCCUGCUUCACUACACGGGGGAUUUCUGAUGCGGACCAAGGCGAACGUGACGCACUCCGCGCCAUGUGUUUCCCACUACGAGGCAUCGAGAAGCUGAUCGCCCCAAAACCGGAGCACUACGUGAAGGCCGAUCGUCCGGUCAAGAGUGUGCGAAAAGGGAUGUGGAAAGCUGCCAAGCGACUGGUGGCACUCACCACCGUGUGCUCUGCGGCCGCUUCUUCGUUCACCGGGGAGACUCUACCCUUGCCACGCGGCAAGGACUCCGUGGCUCUUUUGGAAAUCGGAGGAUGGACCAAAACCCUCGAGGCGAGCGACUACAACUUCCUCACUGCCGAGCCCAUCCUUCCCGAGGACCUCUACGAAGACAACUUCCUCGAUAACCUCAACGAAACGAUCAGGACUCUCGAGCCCGGGACUCUCUGGAUCCAUGGAGAUGUUGUGACUGGGUGCCUACCCCAGAUUGGAAAGAUAGCAAGCGAUCAAGUACGCAAAGGGCGAGCAGUUGUUGUGGAAGCGCCCGAGGACGCGACCCUGUGGGAAAGAGACGAGAUCGAACGUGUUCGUGAGGAAGCGGGACUUCUACUUGAAAAGAGGAACAAUGGACGCCGAGAACUCAGGAUCAACGUGGCCCAGUCCUCUCACCAGUUUGCCUACGACGAGGACAUCCAGCCCUUCCGGACCUACCUCGCGGCGCCUACUACGAGGAGCAUCCCGGACUCCGACCCGUACGAGGUGAUGGCCGUGACCGGCGGCGCAUCUUCCAGCACCGAGGAACGAAUCUCUGAAGCCCGCGGUGCCAGUGCGAUCACUUUCAGUGAAGGCAAGAAGAUCCCUGCUCCUGUCCAGUCCUCUCUCAAGAGACUACACCAGAACCUCGGACACCCAACGGCUGAGGACCUGGGCAGGCACCUUCGAUUGGCAGGAAGCUCCCCUGAAGUCGUCGAGGCCGCAAAGAGGCUUCGCUGUCAAGUGUGUGAUCGUCAUCACCGGGGGAAGUCUGCCAAACCGAGCUCGAUGCCGACUCUGCUGGAGUUCAACCAGCUCGUGGCUGUGGAUGCCUUUUCGGUGUACGAUGUGGAACACGUCAGAGUUGAGUUUCUUCUCGUGAUCGACAUCGGCACGGGUUUCUGCGUGGCUCGCCAACUCGAGGGCCACUCCGGAGAAGCCCUGGAGAAAGUUUUCUGUGAUGCCUGGGCCUCCACUUUUGGGCCUCCUGGAAGCAUGAUCCUCGACCUGGAGACAGGCCUCCAAGCCGGGCUUGCAAGAUUCAGUGAAUGGCAUGGGACAUGGAUCCGCCCGAUAGCCGCCCAAGCUCAUUAUCAACAGGGCUCCGUCGAGAGGUGCAUUCGGUCCUGGAAGCAACUCUGGGAGAAAGUGUGCGACGAGAAGUCUGUUGUUGCUUCUGAAGCCGCAAUGGCCGCCACUGUCAUUAAUUCGGCUAUGAACUCGCUGAGGAGAAGUUCCGGAACGAGCCCGGCACAAGCCGUAUGGGGACGCGAGCCGCGUCUACCUGAAGACCUCACUCAUCAGGCCGAGGCGGACCACUUCGAGAGUGUCCUCUCCAGAGACCGUUUGCGAGCACGAGAAUUUGCCCUCAGGAUGAGCGCCCGCACCGCCUACUACAAGUGCCAAGGCGACACGACCCUGAGAAGAGCCCUCAACCACCGAUCGAGGGUGGCUGGACCUGAACUUGCUGUUGGAGACCAUGUUUUCAUCUACCGCAAGCCCAAGUCACAGAAGUUCUGGGAAUGGUAUGGGCCAGGAGUCGUCAUCGGCAAGGAGGGCCCCAACUGGUGGGUUUCCUAUUCAGGGCGCUGCCACCUCACCGCCCCAGAACACCUUCGCGUUGCUAGCGGUGAGGAAAUUGGAGCCGCGUUCUCACUUCAUGCCACCCGAGAUGAUCUCGAAAAGCUCCUGGAGGCCGACUUCGACGACGAGACCCUCUACGUCGACGAUCUCGAGGAGGCCGUCAACGUCGAGGGGGAGCACGAGGUGACGAUUGAUGGCGAGGACGGGAAGAAAGGACCUGGAGAAGAUCCCGAACCUCCUGGACAUGUACAUGCAGCCCACAUGGCCAAGUUCGCCAAGACCGCACGUGGACGGGAGAAGGCCCUCGAGAAGGAGAUCCCUUGGAGUUUGAUUCCCCAAGAGGUCCAAGGACUUUUCAAGGACGCGGAGGCAAAGCAGUACCUCGAGCACCGACAGCACGAAGCUCUCAUUCCCCUCAGCGUCGAGGAGAGCCGCGAGGUCACGAAAACCAAGGGAGACCGGAUUCUCCCCAGCCGCUUUGCCUACCGGGACAAGCACUGGAGCAAGAGGAAGCAAGACGCCAAAGCUCCGUGGAAACCGAAGGCGAGAUUAGUAAUCGGAGGACACCGCGACCCUGACCUCAUGAAGGGACUCAACACUCAUGCUCCGACGAUUUCUCGCCAAGGCAUCCUCCUUCUACUCCAGAUCCUGGCGAGCAACAUGGCACACGGAUGGACCGGACACGCUGGAGAUGUGACCGCGGCUUUCUUGUCCGGAGAGACUCUCGUGCGAGAGUUGUUCCUUCGCCAGCCGAAAACUGGGCUCGGCGAUCUCCAUCCCGAGCAGCUUCUGAGGAUUCGGAAGCCCAUCUUCGGGUUGGUCGAUUCCCCUGCUGCAUGGUGGCAGAAGCUGAGUGGAACGCUCAAGGAGAUGACGCUCUCCGACGAGGAUGGCAAGCAGUGGAUUAUUAGACAGUGCGAACUCGACAACUGCAUCUUCACUGUGCACCAGGUCUUCGAAGAGGCCGGUGGGAAGAUCACCUACGGGAAACCCCAAGCCUACUUGGGGAUCCACGUCGACGACAUUCUCCUGAUCGGGAAUGACAAGCUGUGUGCUCUCCUCAAGCGCGAGUUGAGCAAGAAGUUUCCCAUCGACGAAUGGGAGUCCGGCUCCUUUGACUACGUUGGUUCCUACAUCGACAUCCGCGAGGAUUACAUCAAGGUGAGCCAGGAGUCCUACGUGAGCACUCGCCUCUUUCAGAUUGACGUCGAAAGAGGCGCAAAGGACUGGGAGCCCGCUACGGAGACCCAGAGACUGGACAACAUGUCCCUCAUCGGGGCACUUUCCUGGCUGGCCUCGCAAUCUCGUCCUGACCUUCAGGUAGGGGUCUCAAUGAGCCAACAAUGUCAAAGAGAUCCAUGCGUGGGCGACAUUCGCUUCACCAACUUGCUCGCCCAACGCGCCCUUGAGCACCAGCAGGAAGGAGUCUACAUCUACCCGGUCGACUUCGAGAAGGCGAUCCUCCUCUGCUACCACGACGCAGGAUGGGCGAACUGCCCCCAAGACCAAGACGAUCCGCACUACGCCCUAGACGACGAAGAGGAAAAGCAAGGGAUGAUCGAGGGAGGACCACACAGCCUUCUCUCCCGAAAGGCAAAGAAGGCAAAUUCCUCCAUCGCCUCCCAGCUUGGGUGCUUCUUUGUCUUUGGGAACGACGGAGUCCUCGCUGGCGAGAGGACGCCGAUGAGCAUCCUCGACUGGAAGAGCGGAGCUUGCGAGAGAGUCUGCCGGUCCACCUUCCAGGCGGAGACGAUGGCAUGUGCCUACGGGAUCGAGACCUCCGAGUACAUCUUGAAGUUCCUCCAGACGUUGCUCGAUGGCGACCUUGUGAGAGGCCCAACCAAGUUUCCGGCUCGCUUCAUAAGGAGCUGGUGGGAGGAGAUCAAGAAGGGUAUUAAGCUGACGUUUAGAGAGGAGAAGAUCUUGAACCAGUGUAAAUCGAGGUCUUCCGUCGCCGUCAGGCACAAGAGUUCGUCAAGCAGUGCGAAAAGAGCACCCGUCGCUGUGCGCGGGAGGCUCAAUGUGCACCUUGGUGUGCUGGAUGGUCUCCUGGUCGUCCUCCAUCUGAGGAAGGGCACAUGGGUCGGGGUGUUGCCCGUCGAGGUUGAUGCCAUCGACGGAGCUCUGGUGCUCGCAGCCAUCGAGAGUCGAGCCACGGACGCAAAAGAGGACUAUGAAGAGGCCGCCCUCCUCUGGGAACAGUCAGUGGCAGUGCAGAAAAGGUACCUAUGUGGGCCACGACUAGCAGCAGAGUUGGGGGGCGCCGCCAAGCGCCUGGUGGUCGGCAAGCGAGCCGACUGGCUGUCACACAAUGACGGUGUGACAGUGCUACUACAACACCUACGCAACAGCCUGGGGCGGCCCCAGGUAUCCGAGUUGACCGAGCACCUGUCCAGGUUCUUCAAAGGGUCGCGGAAGCGACCGACAGAGGGCAUGAACGACUACAUCACCCGGAAGAGCGAAGUGUACCUCAGGGCUUGUCAGGCACUACGUCGAGUUGCUCCACUUCACAAGAAGGGCCAAGGGACCACAGGCCGGAUGUGGAGCCGACGAAGCAGCGGCGACUACUCGUACUACCCCGAGACGGAGAACGAGGAGCCCGAGGAAGCAGGAGAUGGACAGGAGGCCCAGGAUGGAUCCACCACAACGGCGAGUACUACACGAAACAACGAUCAGUGGAAUGCGUGGAAUCCCUACUGGGGUGGAAGCUGGUGGUCAAGUGGAUGGAACCAGGGAUACUGGAACUACGGCGGAGGUGGAACAUGGGGACGCCAGGCGUCUACCGAGCCGGAGGACAGUCUCCCAGAUCUCCUCCCGGACUUCGUGCAAGGAUGGUACCUUUUACAUGAUGCCGGCCUGGACCACAUGUCCAGGAACCUGGUGAUGACCGCCCUUCAAGGCGACUUCAGCUACAUGAAGGUAGCCCAGGAGCUCAGAAACCAGUUCGGCGACGAACACAAAAAGCGCGACUUCACGAAGAAUCCGGUCUACAUGGGGGACUACCAGGAUACCGAUGACUACCCGGACGGUGACACCUACGAGAUCGAGGAGGACGAGGCGCUGGACGACGAUGAGAAGGCGAUGUGGAACGAAGCCGAGGAGUCGGCACAGGAGGCCAUGGCAGCUCUCCAAGUGGCGAAGAAGACCUUGAAGGAAGCAAGGUACAAACAACAUGCUGUAAAAAUGGCACGCCAGUUCUACAAGCCCAACAUGCAGCGACCUCAGCGGCCCAGGAGUAGCGGCGACGGAGUACCUGCUCGAGAUGACUCAAAGAUGACAUGCCUACGCUGCGGCAAGGUUGGCCACAGGGCGGCCAACUGCAGCCAGCCCCCACAAGCGGCCAAGGUGACCAACGAGGUGCCGGAGGACAACCCGACCUCGUCGUUCGUGUGUUACUCGGAGACCGAGAACCUGGCGAUGAGCGUGGGGCUGAGCACCGAUGAAGCAGUUAAGAAGGGCAUGGCAGUGAUCGAUGGUGGGGCGACAAAAACAUUGUCGUCGAUCGCUGCGCUAGAGCACAUCAUGAAGCGCAACAUGCAGGAGAAGGGCUUCGAUGGCCUGGUGGGAAUGAGCUUACAGGAUAGACCGCUCUUCUCGUUUGGGAAUGGCACGCAGGACCGAUGCGCCUCAACAGUGCAGCUACGCUUGGAUGCUGCCGAGAAACGAGGCGAGCUGACCGUGCACUGUCUUGAUCGAGGAGAAGGCCCCCUGCUGCUCAGCAUCGACGCGCUCCGGCUCAUCAAAGUUGAGCGGUCGCAGACAGGUCCCGAAGGAAAAACGGAGGACGAGAAGUCUCUGGGUCGAUACAUGGCGAACCUCAACAAGAUGACCAAGGCGGCGUUGCAGGACGAGCUGUUCGAGACCUACGGGGAGAAGGCGCCAACGAAGUGGACCAAGUUAGAACUCAAGGCACGCAUCAACGAACUUCGGGGCGACGAGGAGGUGGCCCCCACGUCCGGUUCGACCUUGCAGGACCGCACGAGGGACCUGAGGAAGGCUGCGAAGAAGAAGAGCGACUUGAUCGAGUUCUGCCGCCACAUCCAGGUGGAGCUCAACGGGAACGAGACGAUGGCAGUGAUGGAAAGUCGAGCGCUACGACGUCUCCAGGAGACGUGCAAGGCGGGGCCACAGGACUUCGUCGGCUUCGGGAAGUACAGCCACCUCCAGUACAUCAACAUCUUGACCGGCUACGAGGAGUACGGAAGGUGGGCAAAGCAAAUGUACAAGGAGGACCCGGAGGGGAACAGCACGGACCCUCGGUUGCGACGUCUGGCGCAAUGGUUGCUGGACAACGAGGAUCAGAAGGACACGGAGAGGGUGAAGCGGGCGCCCCGCGAAGAGCGCCGAGCGAUCGCUGGCCGCGAACCGGGCCAGAGCAGUACUUCAUCGGCUCCGACGACGACAACGGGGAACCCGUCCUUGGAGAGCGUGAUUCACGAGCAGAACAAGCGGAUGGAUCAAAUGGCGAAUGUGAUCGAGUUGCUUCGCACCGAGCUGACCGCGACUCGGGGCGAAAGGCCCCGGAAGGGGGCGGAACGCCGGGAAGAUUCGGAGGGACAGAAGGACGAGGAUGCCUACAUGACGGAGGGCUCCUACAGCCUGGUGUCGGACCCGGGGAAUCCGAAGUCCACGAGGAAGUGA
Molecule: messenger RNA, 10569 nt
Organism: Symbiodinium sp. CCMP2592
Lineage: Eukaryota; Dinophyceae; Suessiales; Symbiodiniaceae
Source: the annotation of a GenBank genome assembly